AUGCUGAACCAAACACAGAGUAGUGACUCUAGCUCCAUUAAUGGAGGAGAAAUCGAGCUGCGAAGAGGGCAGUGGAGUCCUGAAGAAGACAAGCUUCUCAUGCAGUAUAUAGCUUGCCAUGGUGAAGGACGCUGGAAUUCCUUGGCCAAAUGUGCCGGAUUGAAGAGAACCGGAAAGAGCUGCAGAUUGAGAUGGUUGAAUUAUUUGAAACCGGAUAUUAAGAGAGGAAAUCUUACUUUACAAGAGCAGCUCUUGAUUCUUGAACUCCAUUCAAUGUGGGGUAAUAGUUGGUCAAAGAUUGCGCGACAUCUACCCGGACGAACUGAUAACGAGAUUAAAAAUUACUGGAGAACACGAGUACAAAAACAUGCUCGACAGCUAAAGAGUGAGUCUGACAAAAAUAAAUUUCUCGAAACAAUUACAAGUGUUUAUGUUCCAAGAUUGAUGGAAAAGAUUGAACAAUCUACUUCUCCAACACUCCCACCACCACCAUCGUCAAUUUUUCUCACAACUUCGACAGUGGAAUCGAGAAAAACUAGUGUUACACCUCAACAUCUCCUAGAAGACAUUGUAAGUGUUAGAAGUCCUAUGACAAGCACUUCGGUAUUAGAUUCAUCUGAAAUUCAACUCUUUGAAUCUCAUAACAAUGAGAUGGUCUUCAAUGAUGACUUCUAUGGAAACAUUAGUACUAGCAACUGUUUCGAGUUUUCCAACUCGAAUGGCCAGAUGGCAGAAGCUAAUUGGGUCAAUGAUGAGAUGACAAGUGGUUCAUUAUGGAACAUGGAUGGAUUGUGGCAAUUCAAGGUACCCGGAGAAGGGCUAUUUUGACAUUGGACAUCUUAAUCUUUUGGGGGCAUAUAAUAGGCAGAAAUAUUAUUGUCA
Messenger RNA from Impatiens glandulifera, 882 nucleotides. RefSeq names its product transcription factor MYB62-like. The coding region runs from base 1 to 828 and encodes 275 amino acids. NCBI's taxonomy places the organism in Eukaryota, Viridiplantae, Streptophyta, Magnoliopsida, Ericales, Balsaminaceae. Gene Ontology annotation, biological process: regulation of DNA-templated transcription. Gene Ontology annotation, molecular function: sequence-specific DNA binding; DNA-binding transcription factor activity. The record is from RefSeq and is a predicted model, not a curated record. Gene Ontology annotation, cellular component: nucleus. The transcript is spliced from 3 exons.